UUCUUUAAAACAAACAAGGCAACUUCGUAGUCUAUGGUUUGGACGUUUGAACAGCAACCGAAAAACCGAAUUAUACACGAAUUUUAGCAACGAUCUUAGAAAAUGUCUGGUAAUUCACAUAAUUAUAAGAUGGAGUACGACAGUAUUAUGGACAUCUCAAUGAAUUUCAACACAAUCGAUGAUGUAAGUACUGUGAACGAAGUUAGCAUGGAAGUUUCGACACCAACAACUCCAGUGCCCGAGUCGUGGACAACUCCAGUAAAAGUUGAAACAAAAGAUCCUACGGAAAUCUUACAGAAAGUGAGUGCUUCCAUGCCAGAUUUUAAAGCCGUUUUAGAAAGGCAGAAGAAAGCUUUGACAAUGGUGAACGAGAAGAAUAAGAUGCUGGAAGCUAAACUUGCAAAUGCAGAAAUGAAACUUCAAGAAAUGAAGGUGGCUCUAUCUAAUGAAGUUUCUGAGGUUCAGUCGGCCAAGGAAGAAACCAAAAACCUCAUGUCUGAACUAAGCACUGUUCAGAACAGAAUUAAAUCUACAACUAAAGAAAUUGAAGACAUGAAAACCCAUUCCUCUUUGGCCAACAAAGAAAAUUCAAAUGUCCAAGACAAAUUGGAUCUCUAUCGGCAACUUACCGGAAUAACCUUUGCUGUUCCAAAUCCAAACUCCCCGCACGAAUUAAAGGGUUUUGCAGCUUCUGCGGGUCCUUCCUCAAAUCUCAAAACAUUUUCUUUCAACACUGCGGAACAUUCAAAUUCCCUGAUGAACAGUGUCAUUUGGAAUGUUGCUGAAAAUAUUCACAAAAAAAAUUGGGAAAAUAUUAGUGAAUGAUUAAUUGCUUAAUGACUUUCUUAGCGGGGUUGCGGGGUUGCAGAAACGUUUAUUUCUUCGUCAACAUUCAUUGGAUGCAACAGACCCCAAGUGUAUGGAUGUAAAAUGUUUCUUCUCCCUCUUCAAACAUUAGAUGCCAUUGUGAAUAAAAUUGUUUUUUCCAGAAAGUAUGUAGUUCUGUUUUGUGGAUUUCUUCUUCAUCUUUCUUAUGGGUCCGUUUUAACAUUUGGAAACAUGACGACGUACAUCACGUCGUACCAACGAAAUGUAUUGCUAUUGGAUGUAACUUACGCCGACACUAUGUGGAUCCAGGCGAUAUCAUUUGCCACAACGGGAAUUGCGCUACCUCUGGGUAGUUAUUUAGAGAAAAUAUGGGGUCCUAGAUUGACUAUAAUAGUUUCGAUGUUUUUCAUGAGUGGCGGAGUUUUGCUUACUUCAAUGACAGUGACGCAUUCAUUGAGUUUGGUUGUGUUUACAUACGGACUUUUGUUUGGAGUUGGUGCCCGAGCGGGCUACAUGUCCCCAAUCGCCGCUGCUAUGAGGUGGUUUCCUGAUAGCCAACAUGGAGUUGUCAAUGGGUUUAUUAUCGCUGGAUACGGCAUGGGAUCUUUUGUCUUCAGCCUCAUUCAGAUUGGCUACGUCAACCCUCAGAAUAUUCCCGCUGAUUCAACCGGGUACUUUGACGACGUGACCGUCUUGGAGCGUGUACCCGGCCUGUUUAUUUUUCUCGGUUGUAUUUACUUGGCUAUCCAAUUGUUGGCCGUCCUAUUUAUAACCAAUCCGCCAGUUUGCGAUGUUGUAAAAGAGGAAACCAUCGACGUGCAGUUGUCCAUUCCUCCGGAACCCAUGGUCCCUUUAUUGCAUGUCAUUCGUUCUCCUCGAUUUGUCGCUUUGUGGUUCACAUUUCUGUUUAAUGAUCAAACCAUCAUAGGAGUUAUCGGACUGUACAAGGCUUUCGGGCUGAAUUUUUGGACAGACGAUAAAAACCUUACGUUAGUAGGAUCAGUAGGUGCAAUCUUUAAUGCUCUCGGCCGCUUAGCCUGGGGAUUUCUAGCGGAUCGAGUGCAGUACAGGACAUUAAUGUUAAUUCUUACUUGGUCUGUGGUGGCUCUGCUGCUUUCAAUCAACGCUACUCCAUUGACGAACUGCGUUUGGUUCUAUGCCUUCUGGAUAAUUAUGUUGAAUAUUAUCACUCCUGGGACGUAUAUUCUUCUACCGAAAGCGGUUAGACUCUAUUUCGGAAGUUACAACAUCCCUUUUAAUUAUGGACUCCUCUUCACAAGUUUUAUAGUGGGCGGGCCCCUUUCCGCGUUGGUAUCCAUCACUUUUCUUGAUGCAUUUGGCUGGAUUGGAGUUUUCUGGUCGAUGGCUGCCUUCAGUGCUGCUGCUGGAGUUAUCACUUGGUUUUUACCGUAAGAAUAAAGUUUAGAGAAUGCUAUAAAUUGUUGUCUAGAGAUUAUUAUGUAUUGAAUUU
Daphnia pulicaria is the source of this 2299-nucleotide messenger RNA. RefSeq names its product L-lactate transporter-like. The coding region runs from base 931 to 2241 and encodes 436 amino acids. The transcript has 10 exons. Gene Ontology annotation, biological process: transmembrane transport. Gene Ontology annotation, molecular function: transmembrane transporter activity. NCBI's taxonomy places the organism in Eukaryota, Metazoa, Arthropoda, Branchiopoda, Diplostraca, Daphniidae. The record is from RefSeq and is a predicted model, not a curated record.